GAGGGGCGGGCCAUGCUGUCAGCUCCACUUCUUGUGAACUGUGUUGGCAUAAAGGCAUUCAGUACAGAGGAAUGGUGACAGCUGAGAGAGCGGCACCCUAUACAUAGUUGCAGCCAUGAAGGAAAUCAUGGCACAAAAAGAGAAGCUCCAAUGUUUGAAGGAUUUCCACAAGGACACCCUGAAACCUUCACCAGGGAAGAGCCCAGGCACGCGGCCCGAGGACGAAGCUGAGGGCAAGCCUCCUCAGAGGGAGAAGUGGGCCAGCAAGCUCGACUUUGUCCUGUCUGUGGCUGGCGGUUUCGUCGGUUUAGGAAAUGUCUGGCGGUUCCCGUACCUUUGCUAUAAAAAUGGUGGAGGUGCGUUUCUCAUCCCCUAUUUCAUCUUCUUGUUUGGUGGUGGCCUGCCUGUGUUCUUCCUGGAGGUUGCACUGGGCCAGUACACCUCUGAGGGAGGGAUCACCUGCUGGGCCAAGCUCUGCCCCAUCUUCACCGGUAUCGGCUACGCUUCCAUCGUGAUUGUAUCUCUGCUGAACAUCUACUACAUCGUGAUCUUGGCCUGGGGACUCUACUACCUGUUUCAGUGCUUUCAGCCUGAGCUCCCCUGGGCAAAAUGCAAGCAGCCCUGGAACACAGACAACUGUGUGGAGGACACAGUCCGCAAGAACAAGACCCUCUGGCUGGCAGCCAAUGUCACCAACUUUACCUCCCCUGUCACUGAAUUCUGGGAACGCAAUGUCCUGAGCAUCUCCUCUGGGAUCGAUGACGUCGGGCCCUUGAAGUGGGACCUGGCCUUGUGUCUCCUGGCAGUGUGGGUUAUCUGCUUCUUUUGCAUCUGGAAGGGAGUCAAGUCCACUGGGAAAGUGGUGUACAUAACAGCGACUUUCCCGUUUGUCAUGCUGAUUGUGCUGCUGGUGCGUGGGGUGACCCUGCCUGGAGCAGCUGAAGGGAUCAAAUUUUACCUUUAUCCUGACCUGACCCGCCUACAGGAUCCAGAGGUGUGGAUUGAUGCGGGAACCCAGAUUUUCUUCUCCUAUGCCAUUUGCUUGGGGGCCAUGACAUCUCUGGGGAGCUACAACAAAUACAAAUACAACUGCUACAGGGACUGUUUGCUGCUGGGAGGCCUCAACAGCGGUACCAGUUUUGUGUCUGGCUUCGCAAUAUUUUCCGUCCUGGGCUUCAUGGCACAAGAGCAAGGGGUGGACAUUGCCGAUGUGGCAGAGUCAGGUCCCGGCCUGGCCUUUAUCGCCUAUCCUAAGGCUGUGUCCAUGAUGCCGCUGCCUACCUUCUGGGCUAUCCUGUUCUUUAUCAUGCUGCUGCUUCUGGGCCUCGACAGUCAGUUUGUUGAAGUGGAAGGACAGAUCACCUCCAUUGUGGAUCUGUAUCCAUCCCUCCUAAGGAAGGGUUACCGACGAGAGAUCUUUAUAGCUGUCAUGUGUUGCAUAAGCUAUCUGCUGGGACUUACCAUGGUAACGGAAGGUGGCAUGUAUGUGUUUCAACUCUUUGACUACUAUGCAGCCAGUGGUGUGUGCCUUUUGUGGGUUGCAUUCUUUGAAUGUAUCGCUGUAGCCUGGGUUUAUGGAGCCGAUAAUUUCUAUGAUGCAAUCGAGGAUAUGAUUGGCUACAGACCAAAUCCAUGGAUGAAGUGGAGCUGGACCAUCAUCACUCCUGUCCUCUGUAUGGGUUGUUUUGUCUUCUCCCUGGUGAAGUACAAGCCCUUGACCUAUAACAAGGUGUAUGAGUACCCUGACUGGUCCAUCGGAAUUGGCUGGUCUUUGGCCCUAGCCUCCAUGAUCUGCAUCCCCAUGGUGAUGGUCAUCAAGAUCCUCCAGUCUGAGGGACCCCUGAUCGAGAGGAUCAAAGCAGUUGCAGCCCCAGCGAAAGGAGGCGCGAGCUCCCGCCCCAAAGAGUACAGCCUGAAGGGCAGCGAGCUAACACAGCCCCUGGACCCAAAUGGGAACAAUGGCUUGAUCAAGCCCACCCACACCAUUGUAGAAACAAUGAUGUGAGCGCUCUCUGUGAGAGGAAUAAGAUUGACGUGCUUUCUGUGUUAUUAUCAUAAUUGCUAACUUUGAUAGUGGUAGGUUUACAUCGUCUAUAUAUUCGCACUAGAAAUAUUCUGGUUUGGUUUCUAUGAAGAGAGUUAUAUAUUGUUGUCAUUUUUUUUCUUGAUUUUAUUUUUUUUUUUAUUUUUUACUAUAUUAUUGUUGAUGUCGUUACCAUUGUUGUUGCUGUAGUUGGCACUGAUCUCAGUUUAGGCAGUAUUUUGAGAUAGAACAUGUUGUUCUAUGUUUACUACCUUUCUGUUGAUUCCGGAGAGAUGAGGAAUUUGCUUUUUCGGUAUGAUAGACAAAAGAUAGAUUCUCACUUAUCAUAAAUUCAGUAAACUAAACGUGUAACUAAAUGUGUAACAGGUAGCAAACUUCUAAGAUGACGUCCUAAUGUUACUGUGGCAGUAAUCUUGCCCAAGCUAAUUUCUAAUCUCUUGUUGUUGUUGUUCGUCUUGAGAUGCAAUUGAAUGUACCUCCGCUAGCGGCGGACACAAGCCACUCACAUCUCUUGGUAGAGUACAUAUCCAUAACAUGUAGACUGAAUAAUAGGUGGCAAUAUGCAGUGUAUAUAGUUAAUCGUGCAUGACAUCCUUCGAGUUACUAAACAAGGCCCUGGCCAAAUACUGUAAGAAAUGCAUUCAUAUGAGGAGCUGUCUCCAAAGAAGGUUCAAAAAAUGACAGGAGAAAAACUUGGCAAGAAAGAGGAAGAAAGGAGAAAAGGGAAGUGGCAUUUUAAGAGUAUUUGUACACUGCCUGAGACUUCCACAGUCCGUCCCAGUGCAUUUAUUGAAACCUCUCUUUGCACUUUAUAUGUUGAGUUUCACCUUUAUUGUAGUAUUUGUUAUUAUUAUUGUUGCAAAAUAUUGCAAUUACAUUUGCAACACAGGAAAUAUUUUUAGCUUCUAACUUUUUGAUAUUGUUAACUUUGAUAUAUAUCUAGAGGAUUACGUUUCUCCUUGGUAAGACAAUGAAAGAAAAAAGCAGACUAGAAAUUUGACAUCAAAUAUUCUGGUUCACUACUAGUAAGAUCUGCGAGAACCUUAACCUCAUAAAAGUAAAAAAUAUAACAAAUUGCUUUUUUUUUCCUCUUUUUUUUCUAAAAAUUCUGAAAUCUCUCCGUUGUGCUCAUUUCAAUAGCAGACAUGCUCUGUUAAAUAUCUGUAUCAUGCAAAACUACCACUGGAUUCUACUUUCUCAUGUUCGGUUUAAGCAACUGUAUUUUAGAAUUUUAAUUGUUUGUAAAUCACAUAUGCCUUUUUGUAACCAUUUUAUACUGUGCAUCGUAUGAACACUAUCACUGAUGACUUAUUUUUAACUGUCAGCAAUUUGUAUUCUAAAUAUUGAUUAUUGUGAGCCUGGAUGAAAUUUUCAGUGUGCAAUAUUCAUCAAAGAAAUGGCCUUCACUGCUCUUUUGAAAAUCUCUAUCAAAUUAAAAAUGACUUUGAUAUUGGAUAAGGUAACAACUUACAAAAUUGAACACUAUAAGUGUGUAAUUUGUAUCCCAAAGCAUGUAAAGGAGCCACCACAGCGCAGUGCUGCUUUGUCAAUAACAAUCUGGUGUUAAGAAAACAAGCUCUUGGAAAAUCAAGUGUACCAAAGUAUUUUUGUCUCUGAUUUGUCCCCUUUGAGAUGCACGCUGCAUCAUUACUUUAUAGAUUAAAAAUAAACAUCUUUUUCUUCAGA
Messenger RNA from Myripristis murdjan (pinecone soldierfish), 3730 nucleotides. It is a transcript of the gene slc6a6b, whose product is annotated as solute carrier family 6 member 6b. Bases 116 to 2005 code for a protein of 629 amino acids. The transcript has 14 exons. The record is from RefSeq and is a predicted model, not a curated record. Gene Ontology annotation, molecular function: taurine:sodium symporter activity; gamma-aminobutyric acid:sodium:chloride symporter activity. Gene Ontology annotation, cellular component: plasma membrane; cell projection. Lineage: Eukaryota; Metazoa; Chordata; Actinopteri; Holocentriformes; Holocentridae. Gene Ontology annotation, biological process: amino acid transport; sodium ion transmembrane transport; neurotransmitter transport.